Messenger RNA from Oncorhynchus keta (chum salmon), 3228 nucleotides. RefSeq names its product N-acylneuraminate cytidylyltransferase-like. The transcript is spliced from 8 exons. The record is from RefSeq and is a predicted model, not a curated record. Lineage: Eukaryota; Metazoa; Chordata; Actinopteri; Salmoniformes; Salmonidae. Gene Ontology annotation, molecular function: N-acylneuraminate cytidylyltransferase activity. The coding region runs from base 585 to 1880 and encodes 431 amino acids.
AUGCCGACAGCAGUCGCACCAUUGGAAGACAUAGGUUGGAUUGUGGCCUACAAAAACCUAUUCCUGCUCUUUUCCCGCGAUCCAUCAAACACAUUUGGUGUGUCAUCAUAGUGGUCUCUGAUUUUUGGUCAGACUCGCUCAGGUGGAACAAAUGUAAAUAUUUUUUCCGCAAACAACCUUUCUGAAUUUAAAACUAAUCCUCGAAGUAAUCAUCUAGAUUUUCAGAAGUAUCGGUAAUCUGAUUACAAUACUUUUGCUGGUAACGAUUACAGUUCCCGUUUUUAGUAAUCCCUUCCACGUAAUCCGUUACUCCCCAACCCUGUAAAAUAGUAAAAUAAUGAAAACCCCUUGAAUGAGUAGGCGUGUUCAAACAUUUGACUGGUACUGUAUAUCAAGCAAGUAUUUUUAUAUUCCACAGAGUAUUAUCAUAUUAACUGUUCUGUACAGAUAAUGAUCAGACUCACGUUACAAAUGCUGGUUAACAAUCCAAUACAUUUAGUUUAGAUUGUUUCACAAAAGUAGUGCGCUAGUCUUUUACUAGUCCCGUAUUAGCAUACCAAUAUUGACUUCAUCAGCACAGGCAAAUGGCUGCUGCAAGAAAACGUAUGCUAUCUGGAUUUGAAGAUGUGAUAGAUGGAAAAACAACGAUUUUCAAAGACAGCGGCGAGAAGAUACACGUUGCAGCCCUGAUCCUCGCUAGGGGAGGCAGUAAGGGGAUCCCCCUGAAGAAUAUAAAAGUUCUGGCCGGCGUCCCGCUCAUCGGAUGGGUUCUGAGAGCUGCCGUGGAUUCCAAACAGUUUGACAGUGUGUGGGUAUCAACUGAUCAUGAUAACAUUGAGAAAGUGGCCAAGGCAUGGGGAGCUCAGGUUCACCGCAGGAGCCCAGAGGUGUCCAAAGACUCCUCCAGCUCUCUCGACACUAUCCAGGAAUUUGCCCGGUUAAACCCAGAGGUGAAUUUGAUCUGUCACAUCCAGGCUACGUCUCCCUGCUUGCACCCCUUCCACCUGAAGGAGGCCCUAGAGUUGAUCACCAAUCAGGGCUUCACGUCUGUCUUCGCCGUGGCCCGGCAACACCACUUCCGCUGGCAGGAGGUCAAGAAAGGAGGUAGUGUAGCCACCAAGCCACUGAACCUUGACCCGUCUAACAGGCCCCGGAGACAGGACUGGGAUGGAGAGCUGUGUGAGAACGGAUCUUUUUACAUUCAUACCAGAUCGACAAUAGAGAAAGGCCUGCAGGGGGGAAAGUGGGCAUACUAUGAGAUGCUGCCAGAGUACAGUGUGGAUAUUGAUGUGGAUAUCGAUUGGCCCGUGGCAGAACAGAGAGUACUGAGGUUUGGUUACUUUGGCCUGGACAAGCCUGAGGCGGUGCGUCUGCUGCUGUGUAACGUCUCCGGCUGUCUGACUGACGGCCGCGUCCUCAUCUCUGUCUCUGGAGAGGAGAUGGUCUCUGUCAACACCAGAGAUACCACGGGUAUCCGCAUGCUGCAGGGAGAGGGCGUGGAGGUGAUCCUGAUCUCGUCCAGUGAGGACCUGACCAAGGCCUUGGCUGACAAGCUGUCCCAGAGAACGGGCUGCGAGGUCAGACAGCUGGGCAAGGACAUCCAGGGCGAGGCCAAAGCCAUGAUGGACGACAGGGAUCUGGGCUGGAAGGAAGUCGCCUAUAUGGGUAACGAUGCACCAGAUGUUGACUGUCUGAACAUGGCUGGGCUGAGUGCAGUACCCCGGGAUGCCCCAGUGGUGGCAAUCAAUGCUGCUAAAUACUCCUGCCACAAUGUUGCAGGCCUCGGGGCUGUGAGGGAGUUUUCGGAACUCAUCCUGCUGCUCAAGGAGAAGGCCAAGUCUCAGAUGGAACAGGACCGCAUCCACAGAGAUACAUUCUAAACUCUAAAAUGUGUUCUAAAGUCAGAGAUACAUUCUAAACUCUAAAAUGUGUUCUAAAGUCAGAGAUACAUUCUAAACUCUAGAAUGUGUUCUAAAGUCACAGAGAUACUUUCUAAACUCUAGAAUGUGUUUUAAAGUCACAGACAUACGUUCUAAACUCCAGAAUGUGUUCUAAAGUCACACAGAUACAUUCUAAACUCCAGAAUGGGUUCUAAAGUCACUGACAUGCAUUCUAAACUCCAGAAUGGGUUCUAAAGUCACAGACAUGCAUUCUAAACUCUAGAAUGUGCUCGAACUCUAAUCUGGCUCAGAUAUGUUCUAAACAAAGAGUUGCAUUCUUGAAGCUUGAGUGCCAGUCUGUUUUUACUUGUUUGCCAGCUCCUUGUCAUUCCAAACAUAUUUGGCAUUACAAUUCCAAAAAGAGUUAACUAGAGAGCAGAAACAGACGGGCACUCAGGCUAUUUUAUUCUAGACUAUCAGACAAACCUAAACCUGUGCCAAAGAUUAGGCUAAAUGACCUUGAAGCUUAUUGACAAUCCUCAAUACUUUCUCUGGAGUAUUUACUCACUUUCAGGCACGUAGCUCAGGUUGAGGUGUUUUUUUACAGGUUGUCAGAUCAAGGUAGUUUUAGUUUUACAGGUAGUGUUGACAAAUAGUCAGUGUGUCUAUAGAUAUAUAUUAGUAUAUACACAAUUUAGGCAAGUGAGUAUUCUGAUAUUAUUUCAAUGCACAUUUUCCAACUCCCAAACUAUAUAAACUUGAAUGCUUAUUGGAUUUAAUUAUAUUUGUGUAAUGAGGGAGGAUGUGGCGAAAGUGAAUAACACCUGGUCCCCCUGGAGCACAAGGUUGUAGAUUCAUAUAAACUCAGCAACAAAAAAAGGUCCGUCCUCACUGUCAACUGUGUUUAUUUUCAGCAAACUUAACAUGUGUAAAUAUUUGUAUGAACAUAACAAGAUUCAACAACUGAGACAAACUGAACAUGUUCCACAGACAUGACUAACAGAAAUGGAAUAAUGUGUCCCUGAAUAAAGUGUGUGUGUGUGUGUGUGGGGGGUGUCUGGUGUGGCCACCAGCUGCAUUAAGUACUGCAGUGCAUCCCCUCCUCAUGGACUGCACCAGAUUUGCCAGUUCUUGCUGUGAGAUGUUACCCAACUCUUCCACGAAGGCACCUGCAAGUUCAGUCUGAGCACUGAUGGAGGGAUUGUGGGUUCCUGGUGUAACUCAGGCAGUUGUUGUUGCCAUCCUGUACCUGUCCCGCAGGUGUGAUGCUCAGAUGAACCGAUCCUGUGCAGGUGUUGUUACAUAUGGUCUGCCACUGCGAGGACGAUCAGCUGUCUGUCCUGUCUCC